This is a messenger RNA of Vicia faba (fava bean), 492 nucleotides long. NCBI's taxonomy places the organism in Eukaryota, Viridiplantae, Streptophyta, Magnoliopsida, Fabales, Fabaceae. The record is from the annotation of a GenBank genome assembly.
AUGAGGAAGCUAAAGUAUCAUGAGAAUAAGCUUUUGAGGAGGGUGAAUUUUUUGGAAUGGAAGAGAGAAGAGGGUCACAGAGAGAAUAUGGUUAUGCAGCGCUACCAUAUUACUCAACGCGACGAUUAUAAAAAGUAUGCAAGUUUAACACGGAUGAUUCAGAAGUUGGUGAGCGCAGUGAAACAGAUCGACGCCAAGGAUUCCUUUCGAGUUAACAUGACUGAUAACCUUUUGGAAAAACUUUACAACAUGGGUGUGAUUCCAACCAGGCAAAGCAUCACACUAUGUGAAAGCUUAACUGUGUCAUCCUUUUGCAGGAGCUUCAAGACGCAAUUAAAUGGCAGAGAAGGAGUUUCAGCAGGCGAUUCCCGGGGCUUCAUCCCUUUUCAUCUAAGCAGACAUUUCAUUCCUUUUAUCUACGCUCAAACGCAAACCCCAGCGAAGCAAGAAUUGCAUCUCGACACCAUGAACGGAUGGGAAGAAGAGUGUUAG